Acanthisitta chloris (rifleman) is the source of this 744-nucleotide messenger RNA. It is a transcript of the gene PAIP2, whose product is annotated as poly(A) binding protein interacting protein 2. The record is from RefSeq and is a predicted model, not a curated record. The transcript is spliced from 3 exons. Bases 42 to 425 code for a protein of 127 amino acids. Gene Ontology annotation, molecular function: mRNA regulatory element binding translation repressor activity. Gene Ontology annotation, biological process: negative regulation of translational initiation. Gene Ontology annotation, cellular component: cytoplasm. NCBI's taxonomy places the organism in Eukaryota, Metazoa, Chordata, Aves, Passeriformes, Acanthisittidae.
GCUGCAUCCCUCAGUGCAGGGUUGGGACCGGAGACGCAGCCAUGAAGGACCCGAGUCGCAGCAGCACCAGCCCCAGCAUCAUCAGCGAGGAUGUCAUCAUCAAUGGGCACUCCCACGAGGAUGACAAUCCCUUCGCAGAGUACAUGUGGAUGGAGAAUGAAGAGGAGUUUAACAGGCAGAUCGAGGAGGAGCUGUGGGAAGAGGAGUUUAUCGAACGCUGUUUCCAGGAGAUGCUGGAGGAGGAGGAGGAGCACGAGUGGUUCAUUCCAGCCCGUGACCUCCCACAAACAAUGGAUCAAAUCCAGGACCAGUUCAAUGACCUUGUUAUCAGUGACAGCUCAUCACUGGAGGAUCUGGUGGUCAAGAGUAAUCUGAAUCCAAACGCAAAGGAGUUUGUUCCUGGGGUGAAAUACUUAAAUAUUUGAGUAGACUGGGCCCUCUUUUGGUGGAUGUAGCACAAUUUCCACACUGUGAAGCCAGUAUUAGAAGAUUUAAUUGUAAAAGCUCUCUCUUCUUGUCACUGUGUUACACUUAUGCAUUGCCAAAGUUUUGUUAGUCUUGCAUGCUCAAUAAAAGUGCUGAGACUGUUAUUAAGUAAACCUGUCAAAAGUUUAAUGGAACCAUAAUUGGGCCCUGGCUCUGAGCGAAGGAGGCAGUGAGGUAAGAAGCACCAGUCAAGUUGAGACAAAGUACCACGUUCAUCAAACCUUCUGCAGACUCUGACUUUUCAAACAGCACUUGGAA